Salvelinus fontinalis (brook trout) is the source of this 1740-nucleotide messenger RNA. RefSeq lists its product as uncharacterized. The coding region runs from base 843 to 1565 and encodes 240 amino acids. Gene Ontology annotation, cellular component: B cell receptor complex; external side of plasma membrane. The transcript has 5 exons. Lineage: Eukaryota; Metazoa; Chordata; Actinopteri; Salmoniformes; Salmonidae. Gene Ontology annotation, biological process: B cell differentiation; B cell receptor signaling pathway. The record is from RefSeq and is a predicted model, not a curated record.
ACAUGACUGGGCAGGGGCACAGCCAUGGGUGGGCCUGUAGCCAGGCACAGCCAGUCAGAAUUAGUUUUUCCCCACAAAAGGGCUUUGUUACAGAUAGAAAUACUCCUCAGUUUCAUCAGCUGUCCGGGUGGCUGGUUUCAGACGAUCCUGCAGGUGAAGAAGCCGGAUGUGGUGUCCUGGGCUGGCGUGGUUACACGUGGUCUGCAGUUAUGAGGCCAGUUGGACGUACUGCCAAAUUCUGUAAAACAACGUUGGAGGUGGCUUGUGGUAGAGAAUUGAACAUGAAAUUCUCUGGCAACAGCUCUGGUGGACAUUCCUGCAGUCACCAUGCCAAUUCCACGCCGAAAUGUUUGCUUUAUAUCUUCUCUUUGCUAAAUUUUUACAUCAGAUGUUGUUGGAAGGAAGUUAGACUUGUGACAGUGAGUGAUACAACAAUGGAAAUUUCACAAUCUUCACAUUUAGUUCUUUUUUCCCCCCAUAAUUUUGCCAAUGAUGAAACUUUGACUAGAUCUUUAAUCAACAAAUAAAGCUUGUUCAGAACUGCAGAUACUUGAAAUCAACUGGUAUAGAGCAGACAGCAAGACCAAAAGAAGAUGACAUUAUUGGGUCAAAGGGUCAGCAUGAAGAAAGAACACAAAUUACGCACAUAAAGAAGAGAGAGAAAGAUGGAGAGAAGUUACUCUGUGGUUAACAUUUCAGUGCGUCAUCAAAGGAAGUCCACAGCGAGUGUGUGUCAGUUGUGAUUCUCAUGCCCUGGGUGUGUGUGUGUGUGUGUGUAGAGGGGGAGGCCACAGCACCUGAAGGCUGAGUGACUGGGUUCAUUCUGAUACCCUUUCAGAAAGAUGAAGCAUCUGUUGGUCUGGCUGCUCCUCUCCUCCCUCUGUUCCCUCUCAUCUUGGGGUUUAAGCGACACGUUGGUGGUGAUCCAGUCUCCUCAUAAUGUAACAGUAACAGAAGGGGACACUGUUCAGAUCCAGUGCUGCUGGAAUACAAAUGUGUCAAGAGCGACAGUUAAUCUGCAUAAAGAAGGACACACCGAGAUAAAAUAUAAUAGUUUACUGGUCAACAACAGUCAGUGUCAUGACAGGGCAUCUCAACAGACUGUAGCCUGUAACUGCUCAAAUUGGACCAUCUCAAACCUCACCAGAAAUGACAUGGGAACUUACAUCUGUAAAGUUACUAUAGAGAUACCAUCUUUUAUUGAAUCCGUGGGGAAUGGGACACAGAUAACAGUUACAUCCCAAAAUACGACAAACAAUGAUUCCUCAGAAGGAAAUCUGCCCCAACUGCUGCCUAUCAUGAUUCCACUUGCUGUCCUGCCACUGUUCCUCAUCGCUCUCAUCUGCCUGUACAGGGCACGGAAAAGACACCAAGGUGGUGCCCCAGACAGAGCAACCAGGGUGAUCCACGAGGCCCCCAACCAUGAGGACGAGGAGUUGAAGAUGGAGGAGCUGGAAGAGGCCGCCAACCAGAGCUCCUCCUCCAGAGGAUCCACCCAAUGGUGUCAAGUCCAGGUGUAUGAAUCACUUGAUUACAUGGCUUUACCAACCCAAGACAAAGGUUAAGGACCGGCUCAGCCCAGUCUGUGAAUGUAUUUUUCUAUUGCGUUUCAUGUGUCAGUCUUUUCUGUAUGUAUUUUACAGUAUGUAUGUACAGUGUCUUUUUGAUGUGUGUGUUUUUGUAUUUGAUUGCAGUAGGUAAUUACUGCUAUUGUUUCUUCUAUAAACCAUUUUUACUGUG